UGUUCUCAAAAGUGUUUGUUUUGUUGGGAAUAUGUUUCUCGCUGUGUUCGUUGUACGUUAAACUUCUGUUCUUGUUUAAAUAAUCCGAUGAGAAGUAUUCACUUGUACCAGAAAUGUUUCUGGAGUGUCUGUUUUGACACCAAAGUGCAUCCCAAACAACUGAAGAAAUUUACCUCUACGUCUUACACUUCACAUAACAAAUUUAAAAUGGUUGAUAGCUUACAGAGUGACAACAGUGAAGCCAGAGAGACAGCUCUCCACCCACCAGCCACCGUUCGUGGGCUAACAAAAUUGGACAAAGUAGCUUUUUCGAAAAAUGUUGUGGUCCCGUGUAUAGAGUUUAAUGUCACAUCAGUGAAAUUACAGGAACUAAGGAAAACCUUGCAUAAAUAUUUAUUAAGAAUGGAAAACUUGAAACCAUUGCAAGUUAUCGGAAAUACAGAAGCUGCUAAUGAUGAUGCGAAAAGUGUAAUGCGGAGAUUUCUGUUAAAUCCUACAAUUAUAACUUCUUUUAAUGACUUCUCAGAAGAAGCAAAAAUACAGUUGUUGAAACAAAACAUUACCGAAAAUUCUCUUUGUUUUACGAAUAUAAUGUUGAAUUUUGACAAUUGGAAAGCAGAGGUGUUGCUCAAGUCUGUGUUGCCUUCAGACUUGGAGCCACUCACUUCAUACUCGAUUAUUGGGCACAUUAUUCAUGUGAAUAUACGAGAACAUCUCUACCCAUUUAAGAUUAUCAUUGGAGAAAUAUUGUUGGAAAAAAUUAAGAAUGCUAAAACAGUUGUUAAUAAGACUGACAUCAUUGACAACACCUACAGGAACUUCAAAAUGGAAAUUCUGUGUGGGGAGAACAAUCUGAUUACCCAAGUAAGAGAGAAUCACUGUACAUUUGAACUUGACUUUGCCACUGUUUAUUGGAAUCCUCGCUUGUCUACAGAGCAUGAGAGAAUAAUAUCUAAGCUAAAGCCAAGUGACGUAUUGUACGAUGUGUUCGCAGGGAUUGGUCCAUUCGCAAUACCUGCGUGCAAACAUAAAUGUUUUGUUUUGGCAAAUGAUUUGAAUCCUGAGGCGCACAAGUGGCUUGUACGUAAUGGGCAACUAAACAAGGUGACAGAAUAUUUGACAACAUUCAAUAAGGAUGGAACAGAUUUCAUAAUAAAUGACGUUAAGAAAGAUAUGCUUGAACGCUGGAAGAAUGGAAAAUGUGGUGGUAGUACAAUGCACAUUACAAUGAACUUGCCAGCAUUGGCAGUAACAUUUCUGAAGGUGUUCAGUGGACUAUUUGAACAGGGUGACAAUGUGCCACCUGAUACGUUCAUUGAACCAGUUGUUCAUGUGUACUGCUUUUGCAAAGGUGACACUUCAGAUAAUGCAGCUAUCAGUUUGGUGGAAGAGAACUUGGGCCAUAAAAUUUCACAGAAUCUUGUAGAAGUCUACAACAUUAGAAAUGUCGCAGUGAACAAAGAUAUGAUGCGUGUUACAUUUAAGCUUACGAAAGAAAUUCUAGUUAAUAAUCAGUCUAGAGACUUGGGUCAAGAUGGAGAACCAUCCAUGAAACGACGACGACCUGACUCUGAUGAUGGGGAAGGAAAAACAUAACAAAAAGAGUAAAAACAGUGUCUUUAAGGUUGCUGGUGCAAAGAGCUUAAAAGUGAAAAAUAAGGCUAAACCAGUGAACACUCAGUUGAAAAAGAUAAGUGAAAUAAAUCGCAAAAUGAUAAAAGACAUUGAUAAUCAGCUGGUAGAACUACAUACACAGCUGACACAGCCCUCAAAAACUGCAGCUCAGAAGACAGAGGAGAAAAGGCCUCUGCCUUCUGUUAGUCUACAGAAGGCACCAGUGGAAACUACAGAAGCAACAGAAAAAGUUUGUGCAAUGAAGCUCUGAACUUUUUUGUGUUAUCUUUAGCGUCUGGUGAAUAAAUGUUUUUAUGACUUGUUGAUCACGCUAGUGAAUACAACUUCCUAUUUUAGAGUGA
This is a messenger RNA of Schistocerca cancellata (South American locust), 1976 nucleotides long. RefSeq names its product tRNA (guanine(37)-N1)-methyltransferase. The coding region runs from base 88 to 1596 and encodes 502 amino acids. The record is from RefSeq and is a predicted model, not a curated record. Gene Ontology annotation, biological process: mitochondrial tRNA methylation; tRNA N1-guanine methylation. Gene Ontology annotation, cellular component: cytoplasm; mitochondrial matrix. The transcript has 3 exons. NCBI's taxonomy places the organism in Eukaryota, Metazoa, Arthropoda, Insecta, Orthoptera, Acrididae.